CUUUCCGCAGCUAUUUGAAGCAGUGUCGCCUACUUGAACUGCGCCGAAUGCGUUACUCAAAGCCGGUCUUCACGAAGCGCCUGCUUUGCAAACUCCCGACAGUUGCCUUCCUCAAUAUACACCUGUUGCAUCACUGUGAAGCCGAACUCACGUGUGAGGCUCUUCAGAAUGAAGUUUGAAUACAUUUCAAAGUGAGAUUGUUUUUUUUUUUAAUAUGCAUUUGUGAUAUAGAGAUAAUACUGAUAAGAAGCCUGAAGUUUCUAGAUAUUGAAUUGGUUGUGACUAUUUUUGAGAGAAGAUGAUUCCAACAUACAGGCGAUUCAUUCCACAGGUACUCGCCAGCACAGCAAAAAAUCUCCUCCUAUUUGAGCUGGGAUUACUUGUCGGGUUACCAACUAUAAUAAUUCCAGCAAUUCUGGACCCGAACAGUGAUGUAAAGUUCACUGAAGACCAAUCUUCAUGGUUUGGUAGGCUGAUAUAUUUUUAUGAACUCACAGGAAAUGUACGAUUCAUAAAUAAUGUAGUCUUAUUCAUUCUACAGAUUCCUGAGACACCAAUUUGGCUUAUUUCAAAAGGCAAAAUUAAAGAAGCUGAAAAAUCACUUUGCUGGCUGAGAGGUUGGGUCGAGCCAGAGGCUAUAAAACAAGAGCUCGAUCACACUGUUCACUACUACCAUGAUACGGCCAAUAAAAAACAAGGGAUUAAUCCUGAAAAGGGAACUGAUGCCGAAUGCAUCGAUCGGGAUGCCAGCCUGAAACAUGAUGACCAAAAAUCGACUGAUUCCAAAAUUGAAUAUAGCUCUGCUAGACCUGACAGAUUAUUUAGUGUUGAUCUGAAUGAUGGAAAAGUUGUUAUUGACUCAAAAAUGAGAAAUAGCACGUAUGGUACAACUGAAGACCCUUAUAAUGGAGACAGUAUGGUUCAUUUCAAAGCACAAACUCAAAAUGUAACAGACAAAAAUACGGCAGACUUCAAAGUAAGCUCUUACAACGUGAAUAGUACAGCAACAGGAAAAGAAAGUUUAAAAGAAAGAAUCAGCUACUUCUUCAGACGGGAGAUGAUGCACCCUCUCCUGUUGAUGCUUGUCUAUCUCUUUUUCACAGUUUUUAAUGCUAGAGUCACUAUAACACCUUACUACGUCUUGUUGGCAAAAGAUCUCAAUCUAUCUAUGGAUCCUUUCACAAUUACUGUGGUGUUUUCAGUUACAACCCUGGUGGGGACCGUGAUAUGCAUGAUUGUGGUACGCUGGACGGGUAAGCGGUUCCUGGCUCUGCUGACAUCAGUGAGUCUGACAGUGCUGCUGUUUGCACUUGGCUACUACACGUGGUCCCCCACCGGCCAGGCUCAACAGAGUACCUGGAUACCAUUCUUCCUUCUGAUUGUCAUUCAUAUUUUCUUCGGCCUGACUGUGGUGCCUUGGCUCUAUAUGAGCGAAAUAUUCCCGUUCAGGGGUCGAGGGUUUGCAACAAGUCUACUAGCUUCGAUGUUCUAUGUCUAUGGAUUCUUUGCAACAAAAUUGUAUUUCCAGUUGAUUUCAUGGGUUUCAUUGAACGGUCUAUUCUUUGCAUUCUCCUUCAUCAACCUUAUUUCAUUUGUAUUCUUGUAUUUCUGCCUUCUAGAAACAGAAGGAAAAACUCUAGCAGAGAUUGAACAACAAUUUAAAAAGAAAACAAAUAAAUGCUUUUGAUACUUCUUUUACUCUUCA
Nilaparvata lugens (brown planthopper) is the source of this 1705-nucleotide messenger RNA. RefSeq names its product facilitated trehalose transporter Tret1. Lineage: Eukaryota; Metazoa; Arthropoda; Insecta; Hemiptera; Delphacidae. The record is from RefSeq and is a predicted model, not a curated record. Gene Ontology annotation, biological process: transmembrane transport. Gene Ontology annotation, cellular component: membrane. Gene Ontology annotation, molecular function: transmembrane transporter activity. The coding region runs from base 299 to 1687 and encodes 462 amino acids. The transcript is spliced from 7 exons.